CCCCCAACCCCAAUCAUCUCUCACCCUCCCCUCUCUUAAAACCCAAAAGCCCAGGUCCAAUCUCAACAGACCGACGAUGUCAGGCCGAGGAAAGGGCGGCAAGGGCCUGGGCAAGGGCGGAGCAAAGCGCCACCGCAAAGUCCUCCGCGACAACAUCCAGGGCAUCACCAAGCCGGCGAUCCGCCGCCUCGCCCGCCGAGGCGGAGUCAAGAGGAUCAGCGGGUUGAUUUACGAGGAAACGAGGGGGGUUUUGAAAAUUUUCCUCGAGAACGUGAUCCGCGACGCCGUGACGUACACCGAGCACGCCAGGAGGAAGACGGUGACGGCGAUGGACGUCGUUUACGCUUUGAAGAGGCAGGGCAGGACUUUGUAUGGAUUUGGUGGUUGAAAGCCUGAGUCCUUUUUUUUCAUAAAUGGUGCUUUUGAUGUUAGUAGAUUUAUUCGGUUUGUUCUAGUUGUAGUAUUUGGAUCCAUGUGUAUUACUGGAGUUUAUGUUUAAUCAUGCGAAAUGCUUGAAAAAUUUACUGAAAAAUUGGUUAAUUUCACGAAAACCCCUGAACUCUCGGGGUGCUUGUUCUCAA
Messenger RNA from Asparagus officinalis (garden asparagus), 581 nucleotides. Its product is annotated as histone H4. Bases 77 to 388 code for a protein of 103 amino acids. The record is from RefSeq and is a predicted model, not a curated record. Gene Ontology annotation, biological process: nucleosome assembly. Gene Ontology annotation, molecular function: DNA binding; protein heterodimerization activity; structural constituent of chromatin. The transcript has a single exon. Gene Ontology annotation, cellular component: nucleosome. NCBI's taxonomy places the organism in Eukaryota, Viridiplantae, Streptophyta, Magnoliopsida, Asparagales, Asparagaceae.